Messenger RNA from Pyrus x bretschneideri (Chinese white pear), 2324 nucleotides. Its product is annotated as U-box domain-containing protein 14. The transcript is spliced from 4 exons. Gene Ontology annotation, molecular function: protein binding; ubiquitin-protein transferase activity. Gene Ontology annotation, cellular component: cytoplasm; nucleus. The record is from RefSeq and is a predicted model, not a curated record. Gene Ontology annotation, biological process: cell surface receptor signaling pathway; protein ubiquitination. Lineage: Eukaryota; Viridiplantae; Streptophyta; Magnoliopsida; Rosales; Rosaceae. Bases 161 to 2056 code for a protein of 631 amino acids.
CCAUCCAUCGCGUUUACUUUGACAUUCCAAUUUUGCCCCUUUCUUUCUUGACACCGCCAUCCCAAUCCCAAUCCUUCAGCUUGCUCAUCUGGGCCUUCUUCAUCUCCCCUAAAACCUCCAGCUCCAGCUCCUCCCAGUACAAUUCAGCUCUCAACCCCACAUGGGUCCAACGGGAGAAGAUACGAGCAGGUCAGUAGUGAAUCAACUCGCCGAGUCGGUGAAGGCGAUUUCGGAGUUGCCCGAGUGCCGAAACGCGUUCAGGAAGAUGUACGGAAACUUCGUGCGGAGAGUCAAGCUUUUGAGUCCUCUGUUCGAGGAAUUGAAGGAUAACAAUAAACAGCUGGGAGAAGAAGAAGCUGUAGCUCUGGAGUCGCUGGGGGAGGCUUUGAAUUCGGCAAAGCAGCUCAUCAAGUCGGUCAACCAAGGGAGCAAGCUUUAUCAGGCUUUGCAGAGGGACGAGAUCAUUGAUAAGUUUCACCAAAUGACGGUAAAAAUUGAAGCAGCAUUGAGUAAAAUUCCUUACGAGAAAUUUGACAUGUCAGAGGAAGUUUGCGAACAGAUUGAACUAGUGCAUGCUCAAUUCAAAAGAGCGAAAGAAAAAAAGGACUGCCUUGACUCACAACUAGAGAUGGAUUUAGCUGUAGCAGUAAGAGACACAGAUCCUGACCCUGCAGUAAUAAAAAGACUUUCAGAGAAGCUGUACCUCAGAACCAUCAAUGAUUUAAAGAAAGAGUCACUUGCUUUCCAUGAAUGGGUUAUCGCAAGUGACGGAGAUCUAGGGGACCACUUUGAAAAGAUGCAAUCUCUGCUUAAGAAGCUAAAGGACCUAGCGCUUAUGGAAAACCCAGAAGUCGACAACUCAGAACAUGACAAGAGCACGGUCAAGCACAGAUCUCCUGUCAUCCCAGAUGAUUUCCGGUGUCCAAUAUCACUAGAAUUGAUGAAGGAUCCUGUGAUUGUCUCUACUGGACAGACAUACGAAAGAUCAUGUAUUCAGAAGUGGUUGAAUGCAGGACACAAAACUUGUCCCAAAACACAGCAGACAUUGUUGCACACAGCCAUAACACCAAACUAUGUUUUGAAGAGUCUAAUUGCUUUGUGGUGUGAAAGCAAUGGUGUUGAGCUACCCAAAAAGCAAGGGAAUGGUAAAAACAGAAAAGCAGGAAGCAGUAUUUCAGACUCUGAUCGUGCUUCUAUUGCUUCCUUGUUAGAAAAACUAGCAAAGGGGAACUCGGAAGAACAAAGAGCAGCUGCUGGUGAACUCCGCUUGCUGGCAAAGAGGAAUGGAGAUAAUAGAGUGUGUAUUGCUGAGGCAGGAGCCAUUCCUCUCCUUGUUGAGCUCUUGUCGUCUGCUGAUUCUCGGACCCAAGAGCAUGCCGUUACAGCACUUCUCAACCUCUCGAUAAAUGAGAGCAACAAGGGAGGGAUUGUAAAUGCUGGAGCUAUACCCGAUAUAGUAGAUGUUUUGAAAAAUGGCAGCAUGGAGGCUAGAGAAAAUGCAGCUGCAACCCUUUUCAGUUUGUCUGUUGUAGAUGAAAACAAGGUGGCAAUUGGAGCUGCUGGAGCUAUCCCAGCCCUUAUAAAAUUGCUGUGCGAGGGGACACCGAGAGGGAAAAAGGAUGCGGCUACCGCUAUUUUUAAUCUUUCAAUCUAUCAGGGAAACAAGGCCAGGGCUGUAAGGGCAGGUAUUGUGGCCCCACUGAUGAGAUUGCUCGAGGACGCAGGAAGCGGGAUGGUGGAUGAAGCGCUAGCAAUCCUGGCCAUUCUGGCUAGCCACCAAGAGGGGAAGGCAGCAAUUGCUCAAGCUGAGCCAAUCCCAGUUUUAGUGGAAGUUAUAAGAACUGGUUUCCCACGCAACCGGGAGAAUGCUGCUGCUGUGUUAUGGUCGUUAUGCGCAGGUGAUUUGCAGCAGUUGAAACUAGCAAGGGAACUCGGUGCGGAAGAGGCAAUGAAGGAAUUGUCGGAAAAUGGCACUGAGAGGGCCAAGAGAAAAGCUGUAAGUGUUUUAGAGCUGCUUCAACGCGUCGACGAUGAUUUUAUUUCCCAACAAUGCUAGUAGGAUGAAGAAAGUGUAGUUCUACUGUAAUAUACGCAAUGUUUGAAAUAAUCAAUAUGUAAAUUUAUGGAUAUAUCGAUGCAAGUAUCGAUAUCAGUUGCCGGAAGUUGUGAAAAUUUGCAAUGGGGUCGGUAUAUCAACUCAUUCAGAUUUAGUUGAAAUUGAGAAAAAUUUUUCAAAAAUAAUUCAAAAGUUCGAAGUAUGCAAUGAAUUCUAGCAAAAUUUCUGUAGUGAAUGAAUAAAUAUCAUUGAUAUUGAUUUUUCUAUA